AGGUGCAGCCAUAUCAGAGUUCUGGGGAAUGUCUUUGUACUGGAUGUGAGCGUUAAGCCUUUCUGUGGAAUGCUAGCUUUUAGGGCGUCAGGGGUCUUAUCAGCAGGUCUGACGUGGCCGUUGAGGUGUGACCUCUCCUUCAUUCAGUCUCACGUGCCGCUCCUGACUGCUCACGUCUCUCCGUCACAGAGCACAGGCAUGGCGGCCGACUUCGGGCAGCAGGUGAAGAAGGUGGCCUUGGCCUUAGGAGCCUCCCUGAGCGACCAGGACAUCGAGCGCAUUCCCAGGGAGAUGCGGCUGCAAGGGAACUUCAACUACAGCUUAUUCUUGGAGUACAUGCGACAGUUCAAGACCUCGGAGGAGAAGGAAGAGAUGAUCGGGAAGGCCUUCCGCACGCUGGACAAAGAUGGCAGCGGCUACAUCGAGUGGAACGAGAUCAAGUACAUCCUGUCCACCAUUCCCAGCUCGGUACCCUUGGCGCCGCUGUCGGACGAUGAGGCAGAAGCGAUAAUGCAGGCCGCAGACGUCGAUGGCGAUGGCCGAAUCAACUUCAAGGAGUUCUCCGAGAUGGUGACACUGGAGAAGAAACCAAGGAAAUGAACGCUGGACCAACAAAGAACAGCUGGAAGGUUCCAGGGAGGGUGAGGCUCUGUGCCGAUUUGGACCAAUCGACCGGCACCUUGGACCCCCGGGACACAGAACAAGGCCUGUAAUUUUAACCCGGAACUGACACGUCGAUGUAAGAUUUUUUCAAACCACUGUGUUAAAAAAAGGGGGGAACAAAGAAGUUUUACCCGUUUCAGACAGAGAGAGAUAAGCAGAGGGAAUACGUUGGGUUUUCCUAAGCCAGUCAUUUAAAUGGCAUGU
Messenger RNA from Paramormyrops kingsleyae, 867 nucleotides. RefSeq names its product parvalbumin-like EF-hand-containing protein. Lineage: Eukaryota; Metazoa; Chordata; Actinopteri; Osteoglossiformes; Mormyridae. Gene Ontology annotation, cellular component: cytoplasm. Gene Ontology annotation, molecular function: calcium ion binding. The record is from RefSeq and is a predicted model, not a curated record.